UUGCAUUGCGGUUGUUUUCUAGGCUGUCGGUCAUAAAAGCACAGCCCCCCCUCCCCCGCCACUCGUUUGCAAUUACUGGUGGAGGGACUGUAACUGUUCAUAUUUGCAUAGUUGCUUGCCUCUUUCCUCGCGGAUACUGAAAAAUGGUGCAAACUAAGGAAAUGCAUUUACUGGCAUGCUAGAUUUUUCUUCCCCUCUCACUUCCUUUCUUUCUGGGGUUUGUCUGCAGAAUUCGAAGAUCCUACCUCUGUAGGCGAUGAAUAGCCGAGAAAGGGCAAAGACUACAACUUUCCACUGCUGAUAAUACUGUAUACUGGAGUGGCUACCAGAUUGCAGAGCGGAGGUUUAAUUUGGGGCUUGCUCAUUGGUGACGAUGAGGAACGACUGGUCUGUGGCCUUCGCUGGCGUUGGCGGGGCAGGGAACCUUUUAAGAAGCAGCGAGCCUGUCUCUCUCCCCGCAGCGGUAUCUGAGGCGGCUUCCUUCCUGGAAGAAGCUGCUGAUCUCCUGGUGAUGCACAGGGACUUCGCCGCUGCCGUGGAGAGGUGUGAGAAAGGUUGCAGGAGCCUCAUGGGGGGCCUAGAGAGCGACGACUCCAACAGCUCUGAAGAACUAAAAUGCUCGUUAUGCAUCGUGGGUGUCCAGGCCCUGGCAGAGAUGAACAGAUGGAGGGAAGUCCUCCCUUGGAUCCUUCAAUACUAUCACGAUCCUGAACAUUGGCCUCCCAAAAUUCUGGAGCUCUGUAUCCUCUUACAUAGCAAAGUGGAAGAGCCUCAUGUGAUGCUUGAAGUUGGCAGUGACUGGAUACGUUCCCCAGCCAAUCAGCAUGAGCCUAAUUAUGGCCUGUUGGUCCAGCUACAUCUCUUCCAUGUCUUGUUGCCACUUGGACGCUUUGCAGAGGCUGAGAAGUUAGUCCAGGGCUGCAGCGCACUGAGCGGUGAUCAGCAGCUGGAGGUGCACGAGAGAAUUCAAGAGAAGAAACAUCAGUGGCUGCAGCGGGAAGAGGAAUGCCCAGUGCCUGAGGGACUGCCAGAAAUGGCAUGGACGCAGCGGUCAGGUUCAGUGUCCCAAAAAGUGAUGACUGUACUGGCACAGCUGGGCAGAGUGCUGGGAUCUCUAGCAGGCCAGCUCUGCUCCAUCUCCUACAAAAAGACACUCCUAGCUGCUUUCAUGUUGUGUGUCAUUGUAGUGCGACUUGAUCCAGCAUCUCCCACCUCUCUGCCCUUCCUGUACAGGCUACUGCAGCUUUUCCAUCAAGCGCGGAUGGCUGCAUUUCCUCCACACCCUUGGCCUCCAAUUGAAGACUAAGUAGCUCUACUUGAGGAGGAUGAAACCUCUCUACUUGAGGAGAGAUUACGGAACAACUGUCAAAUACAAGCCAAUCAAGGCAACCUUUCAGUUGUGGGGAGGGAGAAAACAGCGCUGCAGUGGCUUCUUUAAGGUGUAGGCAUCCUGUCAGACAAGGAAGGCAGCUGCAGGGCUCAUCUGUGCUGAAUUUUCUUCUAGCUGAUGUCCUCUGUGAGUCAGAGUUGGGGGACACUUCCUUCCUAUGGGAAUGUGCCGCUGAAGCUGCACUCCUAAAAAGACCCUUCCUUGAACAGCUGCACUUACUUCCAAGUAAAUAUUGGGAUAGCAGCUCUGGAGGACUUCCACUUCAAGUCAUGUUACUUUUCCCGCAAAAGAGACGUGGCGUGUUUUCUGACACGGACUGACUGCAGCUUCUCCUAAUGCAUGACAUCUGGGCCAAAAUUCCUUCUCUGUUACGAACCGUGAGUGCUUUUGCAGGUGUGGACAGGACCAGUGCUUUAGAGGAAAAAGUAGUCUUGGGUGUAAUGCUGGUGGUCUUUGCUUUGGUAAAGGAUCUCUACCUGUACAGCGAGUGGAGCAUGGGGCUGUCAGAUCUGCUGCUUUUAGGGUAGCCAUCUUUGCCCCUCCCCUCCCAUCGAAGUUCCUGUGCCUGUAACAUCUCUGAGUAGCAUGCAAAACAUGCCAGCAGCCAAACCUUUUCCUGACAUUAAGUUGGAGCAAUGAGUUGCUGCUCUGGUUGCUCAUCACAGAUAAUGGAUAAAGGCACAGUAUUUGUGCCAGGAAGGAAAAGAUGCCAAGUCUUCUGGCUUCCUCAUAUUAACAGCAACUAAACCACCAUGACAUGCAGGCUAUUAUCUGAAAAAGAACUGUGGUAACUUUUGCAUGUUUGCUGGUGCAUUCAGUUUUGUUUUUGUUUUGUUUUCAAUAGCUUGGUGAAGGGACCUAUUUUCAGUCUGGGAGGAACAUGCAAAAGUUAUAUGAUAGACAGAUAUUUUAAAGCAAUUGUCACUUGACCAUAUGUCAUGUACAUGUAAGGUAACAAAAGUGAAGUAGGGUAAUUUAUACAUCAGAAAAUGCAAUUGUCAUCCUUGCCAAGGAGAUGAUAGCAGAACAGUAACAAGGAAGCAUCUAAGCACCCACACUGCUGCAUUGCUAUGGUAGUAGCACAAUUAAUAGAAAGCAGACAUUUUGUGGGUCUGCAGACCAAAACCCUUGAUCACCGGAAAAGUUUGAUUACCAGGUAUUUUUAUAACUCUGAAUUUUAGAGCUGUUGCUGAUUGCUAUGUAUGAUUUUUAAUUUUGUUCUCCUGGUUUAUACAUGUUUUGUUAACUUACUCAUUUGCUUUUAUUUUUGUAUAAAAUCUUUACUAUCCUUGGGACCAGCUGGAGCUCCCAAGACAGUUUGGAAUCACAAAGAAAAAAUGUUACAUCAUACAGAUGAGGUAAUAUAAUGAAAAAGAGAGUAGAGCACAGCAAAAAGAGUGGAGUAAAAUAUCACUUGCAAUACCAGUGAGCAACAUGUCAAGCAAGCCAAAAACCUGCCAAGAAAUAAAGACAUUAAGAGACCACUCAAAA
Varanus komodoensis (Komodo dragon) is the source of this 2881-nucleotide messenger RNA. It is a transcript of the gene PEX26, whose product is annotated as peroxisomal biogenesis factor 26. The coding region runs from base 374 to 1306 and encodes 310 amino acids. NCBI's taxonomy places the organism in Eukaryota, Metazoa, Chordata, Lepidosauria, Squamata, Varanidae. The record is from RefSeq and is a predicted model, not a curated record. Gene Ontology annotation, molecular function: protein-containing complex binding; ATPase binding. Gene Ontology annotation, cellular component: peroxisome; peroxisomal membrane. The transcript is spliced from 5 exons. Gene Ontology annotation, biological process: protein import into peroxisome membrane; protein import into peroxisome matrix.